This is a messenger RNA of Neoarius graeffei (lesser salmon catfish), 1933 nucleotides long. It is a transcript of the gene lctla, whose product is annotated as lactase-like a. Gene Ontology annotation, molecular function: beta-glucosidase activity. Bases 1 to 1710 code for a protein of 569 amino acids. Lineage: Eukaryota; Metazoa; Chordata; Actinopteri; Siluriformes; Ariidae. The record is from RefSeq and is a predicted model, not a curated record. The transcript is spliced from 13 exons. Gene Ontology annotation, biological process: carbohydrate metabolic process.
AUGGCACAGCACACUCUUCUGAGCAUGUGCCAUGUUCUCGUGUUGGCACUGUGCAUUUCUGCAGCGGAGGACUUUGACUGGACCAAGAAUGAAAAAGGAUCCUUUCAUUAUGGCACUUUCCCUACUGCGUUCUCUUGGGGUGCUGGCAGCUCGGCAUAUCAGACUGAGGGAGCCUGGAAUAAAGAUGGCAAAGGGAUGAGCAUUUGGGAUGUGUUUUCACAUAAAAGAGGCAAAAUCCUCCUGAACGACACUGGCGAUUCUUCCUGUGAGGGCUACUACAAACUCAAGGAUGACAUCUUGUUAAUGAAAGACAUGAAGCUGAAUCACUACCGCUUUUCUAUUUCCUGGCCAAGGAUCCUACCGGCUGGAAUUAAGUCUGAGCACAUCAAUGAGAAGGGAAUACAGCACUAUGACAAUCUCAUCAAUAUGCUCCUGGAGAAUCAGAUCACACCCAUUGUAACCCUUUAUCAUUGGGAUUUACCUCAGGUUCUUCAAGAGAAAUAUGGUGGUUGGCAGAACGACAGCAUGGUCAAUUUCUUUAACGAUUACGCCAAUCUGUGCUUUGAGAGAUUUGGUAAUCGGGUAAAACACUGGAUCACCUUUAACAACCCAUGGUCAGUUGCAGUGGAGGGUUAUGAGACUGGUGAACAUGCUCCUGGACUGAAACUGAAAGGCACUGGCGCCUACAAGGCUGCCCACAACAUCAUUAAGGCUCAUGCUAAAGUUUGGCACACUUAUGACAUCCAGUGGCGAAGCAAACAGAAAGGAAUGGUGGGCAUCUCUCUGUCUACUGACUGGGGGGAACCAGUGGACAUCACGAACCAGAGGGACAUUGAAGCAGCUGACAGAUACAUGCAGUUUUACCUGGGCUGGUUUGCUGCACCACUCUUCAGCGGAGAUUAUCCUCAAGUGAUGAAGGAAUACAUAGGCAGGAAGAGUGCACAGCAAGGCCUGGGGAGUUCCCGUCUGCCCACUUUCAGCCCACAAGAGAAAAGCUAUAUUAAGGGCACGUGUGACUUCUUGGGAAUCGGCCACUUCACCACACGCUACAUCACACAGAAGAACUUUCCCUCAAACCGUGGAAGUACCUACUUUACUGAUCGGGAUCUAGCAGAGCUAGUAGACCCGCUCUGGCCUGACCCUGGCUCUGAAUGGCUCUACUCAGUGCCGUGGGGCUUCCGUCGCCUCAUUUCCUUUCUUCAGACACAGUAUGGAAACCCUGUGAUAUAUGUGACAGAAAACGGCGUCUCAGAGAAGAUAGUGUGCACUGAUCUGUGUGAUGAAUGGCGGAUGCAGUACUUCAGGGAUUACAUCAAUGAAAUGCUUAAAGCGGUUAAUGAUGGGGUAAAUGUGAAAGGAUAUACAGCAUGGUCUCUGCUCGACAUGUUUGAAUGGGACGAGGGCUACUCUGAGAGAUUCGGCUUGUACUAUGUGGACUUUGAAAGCAAAAAUAAGCAACGUUACCCAAAAGCCUCUGUUCAAUUCUACAAACGCAUCAUCAGCUCCAAUGGCUUUCCCAAUCAGAGAGAGGUUGAGAGCUGGAAAAGGAAAGCAAAAGAAACCUGCACUUCCAGUAACCAGCUUCUAGCAGCAGAUCCACUCAGCAGCCACAUGGAGCUGGUGACAGAGAUUGUGGUUCCUACCGUGGGUACAGUCUGUAUUCUCCUCACCGCCAUCUUCCUCAUGUUCCUCCUGAAAAGUCGCCUCUGAGGCCUUUAAUUCUGUACAUGCCAGUCCUUCUUGUCCUUCUUAUGCACAAUCGUCACUUCUUCAUCUCUAGGGUCUGGAGUUAUCGAAUACCAUCUGUACAGCUGCUAAAAGACACAGUUGUGUCAUUAUGCAGUAUUGCUCACAGCAAAGCUAUGGCAGGAAUCUGUUUGUCUCUGUCAUAAAAACAUCCCUGGAAAGUGUCCCAUUGCAAAACAGUAUAUUA